AUGAGCGGCAAUGGAAGGGGCAAGAAGUUUGAAAUCGAUGAAGAGAUGGAAAAGGAACUCUUCGGUGAUUGGGGGGACAACCAGGAUCAAGAGGAGGAGGAAGGCGAGGACCUGUUCGACGACGGCCUUUUGACCAAAGACUACGAAUACAAGCCGCACCUGGACAAGUACGAUGAAGACAUUCUCGACGAGGCAAAGUACGAGCCGAUGCCCGCGGCCACUCGCCACGAAGCCGAGCUGGCCAUGAACAAGCGUGACCGAGGGACCUCGGACAGCCUCUUCACCGGCGGCGCGGGCUCGCGCAAGCGACCACACUCGGACCUCUCCUCUGCGCGCAUGCCCGCAAUGCUGCACGACGACGGAGACGACGACGAUGACGACAACAACGACGAAGAGUGGAGCCGUAUGACCACGCGACGUAAUCUGCUCGAGCAAGCGGCCACCGGUGCCAUCAACCCGCAGGCCAUCGAGGAUCAGGUUCGGCUCUCGGUCCUCCUCCCUCUGCUCCAAGAGAUCAUGUAUGACAUGUCUGACAUGGCUCAAAACACAAAGCUGAACGACAUUGCCGAGAUCGAGAAGAAGGGACCCGUCCGCGAGUGGGUGCAGAUGGAGGCCCCGCGGCGGCACAUCGCUAAGAAGUUCCACAGCUUCCUGUCUUCGUUCGUGGACGACAAAGGAAACGCGAUCUACACCCGCCGUAUCUCGGAGAUGUGCGCAGCGAACAAGGAGAGUCUGUUCGUGGGGUUCCCGCACUUGAGCAAGGCCAUCCCCAACGUGGCCAUGUACCUGGCAGACGCUCCCGCAGAGGUGCUCGCCAUAUUCAAAGAGGUGGCGCUUGAGGUGGUGCUGGCCAUCUUCCCCGAGUACAAGCGAAUCCACGGCGAGGUCCACGUCAGGAUCACAGACCUGCCGAUCCAGGACUCCCUGCGCGACCUGCGCCAGCACCACCUGAACUCCCUGAUCCGCGUCGCCGGCGUGGUGACCCGGCGCACGGGCGUCUUCCCCCAGCUUAAGUACGCCAAGUACGACUGCGGCAAGUGCGGCGCCGUCCUGGGACCCUUCUUCCAGGGCACCACCACCGAGAUCAAGGUGCAGAGGUGUACGGAGUGCGAGAGCAAGGGGCCGUUCACGAUCAACACGGAGCAGACGGCCUACCGGAACUACCAGAAGAUCACACUCCAGGAGAGCCCGGGCACGGUGCCGGCCGGCCGGCUCCCGCGCACGAAGGACGUGAUCCUCCUGGCCGACAUGAUCGACUGCGCGUCGCCCGGCGAGGAGAUCGAGGUGAUCGGCGUCUAUCGCAACAACUUCGACGCCUCGCUCAACACCAAGAACGGCUUCCCCGUCUUCGCCACCAUCAUCGAGGCCAACUGUGUUACCAAGAAGGAGGACCUCUACGCGUCGUUCCUGCUGACGCCCGAAGACCAGGCCGAGAUCAUCAAGCUGUCCAAGGACCCUCGCAUCGGCGAGCGGAUCAUCGCGUCCAUCGCGCCUUCCAUCUAUGGCCACGAGGACGUCAAAACGGCCCUGGCCCUGGCCCUCUUUGGCGGCGAGUGUAAGGAGUUCGACAAGCAGAAGCAUCGGGUGCGUGGCGACAUCAACGUGCUGCUGGUGGGCGACCCCGGUACGGCCAAGUCGCAGUUCCUCAAGUACGCCGAGAAGACCGCGCACAGAGCUGUCUACACAACGGGCCAGGGCGCCUCCGCCGUGGGUCUCACGGCGGCGGUGUGCAAGGACCCCAUCACGGGCGAAUGGAUCCUCGAGGGCGGCGCCCUCGUGCUGGCCGACAAGGGCGUGUGCAUGAUCGACGAGUUCGACAAGAUGACCGACAAGGACAGGACGUCCAUUCACGAGGCCAUGGAGCAGCAGUCCAUUUCGAUCUCCAAGGCCGGCAUCGUCACGACGCUCCUGGCCCGCUGCACCAUCAUCGCCGCAGCCAACCCCAUCGGCGGCCGCUACCGGCCUGCGCUUUCCUUUGCCCAGAACGUCGAGCUCACCGAGCCCAUCAUGUCCCGCUUCGACAUCCUCUGCGUGGUGCGUGACACGGUGGACCCGAUCGUGGACGAGGCCCUGGCCGAGUUCGUGGUGGGGAGCCACAUGAACUCCCACCCGCACAGCGAGCGCCGCGAGACCACACACAACAACAAGAACGAGGACGGCUUCGCGCUGUCGCAGGAGCUGCUGCGGAAGUACAUCACCUACGCGCGGAGCAGGUGCCACCCCAAGCUGCGCAACAUCGACCGCGACAAGGUGGAGAACCUCUACGCUCAGCUCCGUACCGAGUCGCUGGUGGGCGGCGUGUGCAUGACCGUGCGUCACUUGGAGUCGAUGCUGCGUAUGUCGGAGGCCCACGCCAAGAUGCACCUGCGGGACUACGUGAACGACGACGAUGUGAAUGUGGCCAUCCGGGUGAUGCUGGAGAGCUUCAUCUCAUCGCAGAAGUUUGCCAUCUCCCGCUCCAUGAAGAAGAAAUUCCGCGGCUACAUCAGCUUCAAGCGGGACAACGAGGAGCUCCUGCUGCACCUGCUCCAGACCAUGGUGCGCGAGCGAUCGCUCCACGGGAACAAGAAGCGCGAGGAGGUCAACUGUUCGGCCUUCGAGACUCGGGCGCGAGAGAUGGACCUGGGCACGACGGUGCACCACUUCUACCAGACGCCCCUCUUCACCAAGAACGGCUUCGUGCGAAAUCCCGACCGCAACGUCAUCACCUGGGGCACCGCCUGA
Acanthamoeba castellanii str. Neff is the source of this 2724-nucleotide messenger RNA. RefSeq names its product minichromosomal maintenance factor, putative. Gene Ontology annotation, molecular function: 3'-5' DNA helicase activity; single-stranded DNA binding; single-stranded DNA helicase activity. Bases 1 to 2724 code for a protein of 907 amino acids. The transcript has 19 exons. Gene Ontology annotation, biological process: mitotic DNA replication initiation; double-strand break repair via break-induced replication. Lineage: Eukaryota; Discosea; Longamoebia; Acanthamoebidae. The record is from RefSeq and is a predicted model, not a curated record. Gene Ontology annotation, cellular component: nucleus; MCM complex.